AUGGCUCAAAUGAUCCACGCAGCUCCUGUGGAAGUCACUUACAAGAACAUGAGAUUUCUUAUUACACACAAUCCAACAAAUGUGACCUUAAACAAAUUUAUAGAGGACCGGGCUUCCCUGGACCUUAAGAAGCAUGGAGUUACCACAAUAGUAAGAGUAUGUGAAGCAACUUAUGACACUACUCUCGUGGAGAAAGAAGGCAUCCAUGUUCUCGACUGGCCUUUUGAUGAUGGCACACCACCAUCUAACCAGAUUGUUGAUGAUUGGUUAAGUCUUGUGAAAAUUAAGUUCCUUGAAGACCCUGGUUGUUGUAUUGCCGUUCAUUGUGUUGCAGGCCUUGGGAGAGCUCCAGUGCUUGUUGCCCUAGCAUUAAUUGAAGGUGGAAUGAAAUGUGAAGAUGCAGUACAGUUCAUAAGACAAAAGCGGCUUGGAGCUUUGAAGAGCAAGCAACUUUUGUAUUUGGAGAAGUAUCGUCCUAAAAUGUGGCUGUGCUUCAAAGACUCCAGUGGUCAUAGAAACAACUGUUGCCUUCAGUAA
Eubalaena glacialis (North Atlantic right whale) is the source of this 537-nucleotide messenger RNA. Its product is annotated as protein tyrosine phosphatase type IVA 1-like. The coding region runs from base 1 to 537 and encodes 178 amino acids. The transcript has 2 exons. Lineage: Eukaryota; Metazoa; Chordata; Mammalia; Artiodactyla; Balaenidae. Gene Ontology annotation, biological process: protein dephosphorylation. Gene Ontology annotation, cellular component: nucleus. The record is from RefSeq and is a predicted model, not a curated record. Gene Ontology annotation, molecular function: protein tyrosine phosphatase activity; protein tyrosine/serine/threonine phosphatase activity.